Messenger RNA from Cynara cardunculus var. scolymus (artichoke), 2605 nucleotides. Its product is annotated as CSC1-like protein At3g21620. Gene Ontology annotation, cellular component: plasma membrane. The transcript has 12 exons. The coding region runs from base 112 to 2439 and encodes 775 amino acids. The record is from RefSeq and is a predicted model, not a curated record. NCBI's taxonomy places the organism in Eukaryota, Viridiplantae, Streptophyta, Magnoliopsida, Asterales, Asteraceae. Gene Ontology annotation, molecular function: calcium-activated cation channel activity.
UCAAACCCUUUCACCUUCCUUCAGGGUUUUCUUCUUUCUACAUCGAUUAUCAAAUUGGACUACAGGAUUCGGAGAUACUCAAAGGCGAUCGGUGAAUAGACAAGCAACAUCAUGGCUUCAAGUUCCGAAAUAGGGCUUGCAGCAGCCUUAAAUAUCCUCACUGCAUUUGCAUUCUUGGUUGCAUUUGCCAUACUUCGUAUUCAGCCCUUCAACGAUAGAGUAUAUUUUCCAAAAUGGUAUCUGAAGGGGUUAAGGAGCAACCCGCUUCAAUCAGGCGCAUUUGUGCAAAAGUUUGUUAACUUAGAUUUCAGGUCAUACAUGAGAUUUCUGAACUGGAUGCCUGCUGCACUUCACAUGCCAGAGCCUGAGCUUAUUGAUCAUGCUGGAUUAGACUCUGUUGUUUACUUGAGAAUCUACUUAACAGGACUCAAAAUUUUUGUCCCCAUCGCAUGCCUUGCUUUCACAGUCAUGGUGCCCGUCAAUUGGACUAAUCGGACUUUGGAGCAGUCUAAAUUAACAUACACCGAGAUAGACAAGCUUUCAAUAUCCAACAUUCCAACUGGAUCAAACAGGUUUUUUACCCAUAUAGUCAUGGCUUACGCCUUUACCUUUUGGACAUGCUAUGUUUUGAAAAGAGAGUAUGAGAUAAUUGCAUCAAUGAGGCUGCAUUUUAUUGCAUCAGAACAACGGCGGCCUGAUCAAUUUACUGUGCUCGUCAGAAAUGUGCCGCCAGACCCUGAUGAGUCAGUCAAUGAACUUGUGGAGCACUUUUUUCUUGUCAACCAUCCAGAUCAUUACUUAUCUCAUCAGGUUGUUUAUAAUGCAAACUCACUCUCUAAUAUGGUAAAUGAGAAGAAAAAGAAGCAGAAUUGGCUUGAUUACUAUCAACUGAAGUAUAAUAGAAAUAACCAGUCAAAAAGACCAUCAAUGAAGACUGGUUUUCUUGGCCUGUAUGGGAAGAGUGUGGAUGCUAUUGAUUAUUAUAAAGAUGAGAUUGAGAAACUAAUGAAAGAAAUAUGUAAAGAGAGGGAAAAGAUUACUAAGAGCUCCAAGUAUGUUAUGCCUGCCGCAUUUGUAUCAUUUAAAACACGAUGGGGGGCUGCCGUUUGUGCGCAAACUGAACAAUCAAGAAACCCAACUAUUUGGUUAACCGAGUGGGCUCCGGAGCCACGUGAUGUCUAUUGGGAUAACCUUGCCAUUCCAUUUGUUUCACUCACAAUUAGAAGACUUAUAAUUGCUGUGGCUUUUUUCUUCCUUACAUUCUUCUUCGUGAUUCCAAUAGCAUUUGUACAGUCACUUGCAAAUAUUGAUGGAAUAGUAAAAGCAGCUCCUUUCUUGCAGAGCUUUUUGGAAGUGAAAUUUGUGAAGUCUUUCAUCCAAGGUGUUCUUCCAGGAAUUGCUUUGAAGAUCUUCCUCAUCCUUCUACCCUCAAUUCUGAUGAUGAUGUCUAAGUUUGAAGGAUUCACCUCUAUAUCAGCCCUUGAGAGAAGAUCUGCGACUAGAUAUUAUAUUUUUCAGUUUAUCAAUGUCUUUCUUGGGAGCAUAAUUACUGGGACUGCUUUUCAACAGCUAAAUAACUUUAUCCACCAGUCGGCUAACACUAUCCCGAUGACAAUUGGUGCAUCUAUACCGAUGAAAGCAACCUUCUUUAUAACUUAUAUCAUGGUAGAUGGAUGGGCUGGAGUUGCCGGGGAGAUUCUGAGGUUGAAACCACUAAUAUUCUAUCAUUUGAAGAAUUUUUUCUUGGUGAAAACCGAAAAGGACAGGGAAGAAGCAAUGAAUCCUGGAAGCUUGUCUUUCAACACUGGUGAACCUCAAAUCCAGCUUUAUUUCUUGCUUGGCCUCGUUUAUGCUGCCGUCACCCCGAUUCUGCUUCCUUUUAUAGUCGUAUUCUUUGCCUUGGCUUAUGCUGUAUACCGUCAUCAGAUUAUAAAUGUCUAUAAUCAGCAAUACGAAAGUGCAGGAGCUUUCUGGCCGGAUGUUCAUGGCCGCAUCAUAACUGCACUGAUUGUUUCGCAGCUGCUUUUGAUGGGUCUGCUUAGCACGAAAGAAGCGGCUCAAUCAACUCCGUUGCUUAUUGCACUCCCGGUGCUGACGAUAUGGUUUCACCGAUUUUGUAAAGGCCGGUUUGAACCAGCUUUCAUUAGGUACCCUUUACAGGAAGCCAUGAUGAAGGACACGUUAGAACGCGCAAGGGAGCCAUGUCUAGACGUAAAAGAUUAUUUACAAAACGCAUAUGUUCACCCGGUCUUCAAUAACGAAGACCGAUGGGAUGGAAGUGAUGAUGGUGGAGUCGUAAGUGAGGAUGAUGAGUGGCCGAAAGAGCCGGCACUCGUCCCCACAAAGCGUCAAUCGCGGAUGAACACACCAUCACAGAGCAAAAGGAGUGAGUCGUCACGAACCUUGUUGUCCGUUACAGAUGAAAGAUCAUGUCCGUAAGACGGAUACCGGUUUUGAUGUGAGGGAUUGAGAUUGGGAUUGAAAUGAGGUCUCCUUUUGGUGUACAUAGUUGUUGCUUGGGUAAUGUGUUUGGUGUUUGCAGUUUGGGCCAUCUUGUUCUUGAUGGAAAACCCAUUGUGCCAAUGUCUGAUAUCAUUAAGUGGUU